AUGGCUUGGCCGGAGAUUACCAAGAUUGUGGCUGCGGUAGUACCCGUAGGCUGUGGCACAAGCCACAUGACAUCAUUCAGUUACCUCAGGUACCCAGGCUCGUGCUUUUUCGCCACCGCCAGAAACGACAAGAUGGAAAUCCAUCGAAACUUCACCCAGGCUGAUGGCGUAGAGCAGCACAGACACAAGCAUGUCAUCUUCAAUUCAUGCACAGGAAGCACCAAGAGGAAUGAGGAUCCGAUGUACAGCUUCAACCACAGGCCGUUCUCUGUUUCAACCACCUGCCUGCCUAGUUGGCCUAGGUUAUCAUUGAGCGAACUGACCAAGCGCCCUGACAACCUCGCAUUGGCUGAUCUCUCGCAUAGUUCUAGGCCUCUAACGGCCAUGAGCCUGACACUAUACUCGAUUUGUUGCGGGAUACUCUCUGCAUGGACUGCUUCUUAUUCGUCCCUCAACAGAUGA
Aspergillus novofumigatus IBT 16806 is the source of this 462-nucleotide messenger RNA. RefSeq lists its product as uncharacterized. The transcript is spliced from 4 exons. The record is from RefSeq and is a predicted model, not a curated record. Bases 1 to 462 code for a protein of 153 amino acids. NCBI's taxonomy places the organism in Eukaryota, Fungi, Ascomycota, Eurotiomycetes, Eurotiales, Aspergillaceae.